AUGUUCUCCUCCUUGUUCACAGAGGCGAGCCAAGACCACCGUGGGACGCCUGAAGCUCCAGGAAGAGUUGUUACUUUAAUCGAGCGCGAAUACUGGCAAAGCCUGACCGACCAUCACCAGUCUGCUCCUGAAAGGGUUUGGGGCGUUGCUUACCGAAUAGAGCGUGAGAAGGUUGCUGAGGUAAAGGAUUAUCUUGACAUCCGUGAGAUCAACGGAUACUCCAUACAAUAUGCUUCGUUUUAUCCUGCCAAGGGUGAAGCCGCUAUCCGGACGCUUGUAUACAUCGGAACUCCCGACAACGACCAGUUUACCGGUGUCCAGGAGCCACAGGCUCUUUCGGAGCACAUCACCCGAAGCCACGGCCCGUCAGGGCCGAACAUCGAGUACCUUCUCAGUCUAGAAGCUGCAUUAAAUGCCCUGGGCCCCGAGGCUGGUGAUGAGCAUGUCUCCGACCUCUCAAGUCGAGCGAGGGCUAUUUUGGGACUUGCCGAAGAACCCGCGAGCAACAUUGCCAUUGCCAUCAAGGCAGAGACGGCCAUCUCCAGUGAACAUGAACCCUUCAAGCAAGAACACAGCAUUGACGAGCAGGAGGAAACCGAGAAGGAUUCCUAA
Scedosporium apiospermum is the source of this 612-nucleotide messenger RNA. RefSeq lists its product as uncharacterized. Gene Ontology annotation, biological process: glutathione catabolic process. Lineage: Eukaryota; Fungi; Ascomycota; Sordariomycetes; Microascales; Microascaceae. Bases 1 to 612 code for a protein of 203 amino acids. Gene Ontology annotation, molecular function: glutathione specific gamma-glutamylcyclotransferase activity; gamma-glutamylcyclotransferase activity. The record is from RefSeq and is a predicted model, not a curated record. Gene Ontology annotation, cellular component: cytoplasm. The transcript has 3 exons.